UCAUUGAAGUCAGGUUUAGUGCGCUGCGCUGCACCUGCCGCUCACCUGCUGCCUUGCCUUGGAUUUACUUCCCGAUAAAAAAUGCGUCAAUAAUCCAGUCUGAUCGUAUCUGCACUUCAAUUUAUCAACCAAUCAUGAAGAGGAGACAUUUGAAUUUUUUGGGUCGAAAGAGCAACUCUCUUUUCGACACCAAUGUCAAAAUGAAAGACAUGGAUGACGUGGAGCUGGUGCUGGAGUCCUCAGCAAUUCCUGAGUCAGGUACAGCCAGUGUGAGGGCCAGACCCACUGUCAAACAUCACACUUCCACAAAUGACAGUUUUCAAGGGUUUGCUGUUCCAACACCCAAAGUCCCCCUCCUUCCCCCGGUCAAUGGUCCAAAGAUCAACGGUUCAGUGGGUGGAAAUCACUUGUCCAAUGGAUCUGUUAUGUCUGUGUUUGACCUUGCUGAGGAGGAUAUAUUUGUUCCUCCUCCACCAUCUACUGCAGCUCCACCCCCACCAGGGUCUUUUAUCCCUCCACAAGGGACUUUUAUCCCUCCACCAGACUUCAUGGGUGACCUGAGCACUCUAGACCUUUCAACCCUUCAGCAUCCAUCCAUGCCAGCUCCAAACCCCCCUUCACUGGCACCUUCCAUGCAGGGGAAAGAUUUAACCUUUUUAAAACCACCACCAAUGGCUCCACCAAAGCCUCCAUCCACUUCCCCCAGGGACUCUAUGUCAUCCAUGCCCAUUUCUAGUCCACAAUCUCCCACGGUGCCAGGCCGUCCACAAUUUGCCCCUCCACAGCCUCCGACUGAAAGGCAACUUAAAAUGCUCAAGACACCUCCUCCAAAACCCAUUAGACUGUCUUCCAUCUCCAACAUUGAUUCCCCACCACAAAGUCCUGCCCCACCUCCCCCUGUGCAGACGCCAACAUUAUCCAGUUUCAAUCCUCAAAACACAGCCAAGCUUUACAAUGUUCCGACAACCUCAAUUCUCAAAAGCUAUAAGGAACCUGAGCCAAGACCCAUGCAGAAAUUGCUCCUGGAAGAUUCUUCGUCUGGCAAAACCUCUCCAGUGCUUGUGGUGGAUGGUAAUGUCCCUAAAGGGGCAACACUGUCUAAACCAGUUUUGAAAGAUGCACAGGAACUGAAGGAUAACCUACAAAUUGUUCAACCCCCUCAAACACCCCUGCCUGAACCAAAAAAGGAAGCUAAGACAGCUACUGUUUCUACACCACCAAUAAGCAAACCUCUCCGGCAUACUCAUCAGACUUUACCAUCUCUUCCAAAAGUAAACAGUACUUCAGUAAAUUCAGUGCCAAGCAAGGACAAGCUUGAAGUAUCUCCAAGCCCAGGUCACACAUUCAGUCCCCUGUUGGAUCGUAAACUACGCAACCUGAAGAGCAGUGAAACCAACGGGGCGAGAGAGGGACCUGCAGCCUCCCCGCUGGCUCUCUUAAUGGCAGCUAAAAAAAGAGAGAAACACAGAACAACCAAUUCUCUGUCCAGAGAAAACAGUGACAAAAGGGAUGAGCAGCCAAGUGCAAACAUACACUCAAGUGACUCGAGUCCUAACUCCUUCGUUGUCACUCCAAGGUCCAGCUCGUCCUCUUCUUUAGCAUCUCAAGAAAGGGUUCAGGAAAGUCCACAGCCUGUUGGUCCCGGGAAUCAUACACAAACAAUUCAGACCCCAGAAAAAUUAAGCAGCUCUGCACUGUUCAAGGGUCAGAUGCCACAAAGCAGUCCAGGUCUUAAUCGGAGGGUUGGAUCCCCAAGUUUGACCAAUCUUUUAGCACUGAAACAAAACAAAGAGCAAGGCCCCUCAAAGUCCCAAUCUUCUUACAAUGAGGAAAGUAAAGGGGACAUAAGUAUGCCAGUACUUCCUCCACCACCAGAGUUUGAUGAUCUGGAUGAUAUUGUGGGUCCCCCUCCUUCCAUUACUCCACCUGACCCUCCAAGGAAAAUGGCACCAGCACCAACAUUUAACCCUCCUCCUCCUCCUCCUCCUCCUCCUCUAGCUAUGGCUCCAGCUCCAAUUCCUCCUCCUCCUCCAAAACCUAAACCCCCUCAAGCUCCAAAACUCCCGUCUUUUGACACUGAUGUCAAACCAAAACUGCAAGCCCAGACCAAACCCAAGGUGGGCCCAAGUCAUCUCCCAUCCAAUCUUUCACCCAGUCAGGUCACACUCUUGAGCAUCCUACAAAAAAAGAUGGCGGAAAUGGAUCACAAAAUGACCUCCACGAAGGAGACAGAGGCAAAUUCUGAUGACUGGGGCAACCCUCUGUCUGAUGAGGACAAUAAGGUCCCCAGUGUUCCAAAAGUCACACCACUGAGCAAGAAUAACCUUGUGGUGACCAAAUCAGCAGGCCUGGAUAUGCGUGAGCUGGAGGGUAAAAUGGUCAGAAAACAUCAGGAUACCUCUUCAGUGAAAAGUCCCACCAGCAAUGGAGUGCACUCAAAACAUCAGUAUGGAACGACCUUUACAGUACGGCCUGGUACCAAAAAUCCUAUCAGUCCUUACAGGGGGGAAUCUUAAUGGGAUGUGUAAACGAGAUGGAUGUUCCUCAGUUUGGCAUACAUUGUGUAUAUUUGGAUUAUGUAGUUUUGUAACAGAAUGAUUUGACCAAUGAGACGAAAGCACUGCGAACAAAUGAUUUAGACCUACUUGGUUGGCAUAAUGUUACAGAUGUCUCGGAACAAUGUUCAACUCUAAAUGUAGUCUCUUCUGAAUGUAUUUAUAAUUUUUGUAAGAUCCUAUUCAGAACGGUCAGUUUUUCUUUUUUUUAUAUUUUAUUUUUGAAGUUUUGAAUUUAAAAGAUUUAUUUUGCUGCUCUUGCUCAUUCAGUGUCAAUGUGUAUGUUGUCUUUUUAACCAAUGAUUUGAAUCAGUGCUUCGUGGGUAAUAUUCAUAGAAUCAAGCAGAUUUAUUAUGACUAAUCUAUUGAUUAAAAAACUGUAUGCCUAAGUUAUUCAUAGCUGUAAAAAAGUAUGUGGAGUGUAAAAACGAUCCAGACUAUUGAUAACUUGUAGGAUGUUGAAUCAGUAAACACAAUUAUCUCUAAUAUUGAUGAAAUCAAAGUUAUGAUGUGCAAAUGUAAUUACUGUAGUUCAUGGUGAUGAUCCUGUAACUGAACUGUUACAUGUAUAUUACAUGGGUCCAUUGGAACAAGGCAAACCUAUAAUUAAAAAAGAGCUGGAAUGUGUUUAUAACUCAGUGGGACUGUUUCUCAUAUUUAUUGAUCUUGAAAAUGUUUUUUAUCUGUAUAUUAGUUAUUCAUACUUGUAGAAAUGUAAGCCUUUGUAGCUACACUUUUGUUUUCUGUACAUACAAGUUUGUAUGAGAUUCAAAUGAAAACGAUAUUGUAAAAUCUACUUUUAUGUACAUGUUAAGUUUGCACAAUCACAAUAUUUAAAAUAAUGGCAGCAAAGUCUUUAGGGAAAACUGUUUAUCAAUGCCAAAUGUUGUCCAACAACUCCCUACAUGGAAAAUAAAACCAAGCAUUAACUGCA
Notolabrus celidotus (New Zealand spotty) is the source of this 3489-nucleotide messenger RNA. RefSeq names its product proline-rich protein 36. The record is from RefSeq and is a predicted model, not a curated record. The transcript is spliced from 5 exons. The coding region runs from base 135 to 2516 and encodes 793 amino acids. Lineage: Eukaryota; Metazoa; Chordata; Actinopteri; Labriformes; Labridae.